Molecule: messenger RNA, 2183 nt
Organism: Neoarius graeffei (lesser salmon catfish)
Lineage: Eukaryota; Metazoa; Chordata; Actinopteri; Siluriformes; Ariidae
Gene: gtpbp3
Product: GTP binding protein 3, mitochondrial
Exons: 9
Coding region: 170-1726 (518 amino acids)
Biological process (GO): tRNA wobble uridine modification; tRNA methylation
Cellular component (GO): mitochondrion; cytoplasm
Molecular function (GO): GTPase activity; protein binding; GTP binding
Source: RefSeq, a predicted model, not a curated record
GUGCAUGUGUUGAAGGAUUAUUUUUUAAUUUUUAUUUUUGUAGUUUUUCCUACAUGUAUUUCGAGUUGGAAAUCAGUCUGACAAGUGACACAAUGUUAAAUGUAACUGCAGUAACAUUCUUAUAUUGUAAUCUUAACCAGAUUGCAUCCUGAGCAAAAUAGAAACUAUUAUGACGCUUACCGGCUGCUGGAGGAUUAUUGCUCUCUUUAACAAUGUCACGAGGCCACGAGUGUACCUCAGCUGUCCUGGCGUCUUUGGUCAGGCUUGCCCUGUUAGACCGCUGUGCACCAGUCCUGUCCCGGGCUUUGAGGACACGAUCUUCGCGUUAUCCUCUGGAAGAGGCCGCUGUGGAGUCGCCGUGGUGCGGGUGAGCGGGCCAGAUGCAGCCGGAGCUGUGCGCGCUCUGACCGGGCUGAAGCGCGCACUCAGCCCCCGCACUGCGCACCUCCGCAGCAUCACACACCCCACAUCUCACGAGCUGCUGGACCGGGGCCUUGUCCUGUGGUUCCCAGGCCCUCACAGUUUCACCGGAGAGGACAGUGCUGAGUUUCACGUCCACGGAGGACCUGCUGUCAUUAGUGGUGUUUUACAAGCCCUCGGGAGUCUGCCUGGAUUACGGCCUGCUGAGGCAGGUGAGUUUACCCGACGUGCGUUCCAUGCUGGAAAGUUGGAUUUGACAGAAGUAGAGGGGUUGGGGGAUUUGAUCCACGCAGAGACAGAAGCACAGAGGAGACAAGCACUCCGGCAGAUGUCAGGGGACCUCGGCCGCCUCUACAAUGACUGGAGUCGGCAGCUUAAGCAUUGUUUAGCACACAUAGAGGCCUUCAUUGACUUCAGUGAGGGUGAGCUCAUAGAGGAUGGAGUCUUAAAUCAAGUGGACACAGCAGUAUCCAAGCUGCAAGUGGAAAUACAGAAGCAUCUUUCUGAUGAGCGGAGAGGUGAGCGACUGCGUAGUGGUGUGCAGGUGGUCAUCGCAGGAUCCACCAACGCAGGGAAGAGCAGCCUUUUCAAUCUACUGUGCCAGCGUCCUGCAGCUAUUGUAUCUCCUAUAGCAGGGACAACCAGAGACAUUGUGGAGACGCCACUGGACAUCGGAGGCUUUCCGGUCCUGUUGAGUGACACGGCGGGUUUGAGAAAGACAGAUGACUGUGUGGAGCAAGAGGGCGUCCAGCGUGCCCUGAAAAAGGUGGAAGUGGCAGAUCUGACACUGGUGGUGGUCGACUCGACACAGCUUCCUCAGGAGCCUCAGAUGGUGCCAGGUUUCCUGAAUGACUACCUCAACAAUGUGCUGACAAAAGAGACGAAGCAGGAUCACGCGCAGCAGUGUCUCCUGAUCCUUAACAAAAGUGACCUCCUGCCUAAUGAACACAUUAGCAUCAUCCAGAGAGCCCUCAGUGAUGCGUUCACUGUGACUCCAGUCAGUAUUCUUUCAUGCAGUACCAGAGAAGGACUGGCUGAUUUCUUGAAACUGUUGCAGGAGAGAGUUAAGACAAUGUGUGCAGAUCCGCUGGUCGGCAGCCCAAGUCUAACUCAGACCCGCCAUCGGACUAACCUCCAAAAGAGUGUUGAAGCUUUGAGUCAAUAUCAUAAGUUUAGAGAUGUGGACCUGGCGCUGGCAGCAGAAGGACUGCGCUUAGGCCUUAACUGCUUGGGUAGAAUCACGGGCAAGAUUGGCAUUGAAGAGAUCUUGGAUGUGAUUUUUAGAGAUUUUUGCAUUGGUAAAUAAAUAUAACCCUGCUCACAGUCUGUCAAUGUCUGUUAAUGUCCUUAUGAAUGUUAACUGACCAAAUACACCAAAUGCUGUUAUGUUUUUCAGAUUCUUUCAAGCAGUACCUGUAGUGUAAUUUUUUUUUUUUUAAGAUGAAUCCGGCAUUUUUGUAAGAUUUCAGUGGUAAUAGCAAAUGAAAGUAUUUAAAAAUAAUCCCCAAAUAAUCAGUGCUAUUAUGGUGUGUUCAAACAGAAUUUGUAUUUAUUAAAGAGGGUGGUGAAUAUAUUAUACGCUGCUCAAGUCGAGGGAACACUGUUGCUAAGCAACUGAGAAAUAUGGAGGCUAAACGUAUGAUUUAAGUCACUAGCACAUGUUUCAUACAAACAAUAUAAAUGCAGAAUGUCACUGUAAAUUAGACAAAACAGUUAUGAAUAUGAACAUUUGCCUCAAAUGUGCUGGUAAAUUACUAAUAAAC